Molecule: messenger RNA, 636 nt
Organism: Spinacia oleracea (spinach)
Lineage: Eukaryota; Viridiplantae; Streptophyta; Magnoliopsida; Caryophyllales; Amaranthaceae
Exons: 2
Coding region: 1-636 (211 amino acids)
Source: RefSeq, a predicted model, not a curated record
AUGGUUAGUAAUGAGGAUGCAAGUUUCUUUAAAGGAAACCUAGAGCGAAGGGGGAUUGAUACAAAUCCUAUUUGUGACUAUUGUGGGAGUGGAAGGGAGGAUUCCCAACACCUGUUUAGAUUCUGUAAUUUAGCAAAACUGGUUUGGAUGUGUUGUCCUUUACAGAUUUGCUCAAAUGAUGAUGAAACUGUUUCUCUGAAGAAAUGGAUUCAAAGCUAUAUCCUUCUUUUUAAUAGCAAGGAUGGAGGAAGUGAGGCGAAGUCUGAUGCCUUUCUAGCAACCCUGUGGAGUUUAUGGGUGGCAAGGAAUGAAAGGGUCUUUAGAAAUGAAAGCAAACAUGCACGAGCAGUGCUCUUGACCAUAGACAGAAUGAUAAGAACGGCAAAGCAUUUCAAAGAAUGCAACCUAGCUACUGGGACAAAUAUGAUGGGUAUAUGCAAGCCUCCAGGUUUUAACUUGGUCCAACUUGGAGCUAUUCGAGAUCAUGUAGCAGACUUUAUCUUACAGAUUGAUGGAUCUUGGGAGAAGAAAACAAGGAAAUCAGGAGGGGGAUGGGCCUUUAAGGAACAAAGUAAUGCUAGAUAUAGAGAGGGGGGGGGGCUUCUAUGGCAGUGCUCUUUCAGCUACACAAGUUGA